GGUAUCAUUAAAGCGAUUGCCAAAAGCAAUGAUUACGGCGAUGGUCCAAUUCAAUACCCGCUGUAGUUCGGUGGUACAUCCUCAGCCAUGGCUGCCCUCUUCUCUCACCCGCUGGAUCUGGGUUCGGCUACAAGCACAACAUCACAAGGGAGCACUCGACAUGGCCGAAACCUUCAAGCAUGUCUAUUCUAGCGAAGGCGUAGCUGGCUUGUAUCGUGGCAUCUCGGCAUCCAUCCUACGUCAACUCACCUACUCAACUGCGCGCUUCGCAACCUACGAAAAACUCAAAUACAUGGCCGAGGACGAUGGCAUUAAAGCUCCACACACCCUUCUUGUCGGACUCGCAGCCAUAUCUGGACUUGUGGGUAGUGUUGUUGGAAACCCAGCCGACAUUCUGAAUGUCCGAAUGCAGAACGAUGCUGCUUUGCCGCCUGCAGAGCGCCGCAACUACGGAAACGCGAUUCAUGGGUUCAUCACCAUCGUACGUGAGGAAGGGUGGAAGCAGAGUGUUUUCAGAGGCAUGGUGCCCAACCUUGGAAGAGGAGUGUUGAUGACUGCUGGGCAGCUGGCUGGAUACGACGUGUUCAAGAUGGAGAUUCUGGCUCAAACCGAGAUGCACGAUGGCACAAUGACGCAUAUCGCAGCCAGUACUCUCGCAGGUCUGGUUGCGACGACACUUUGCAAUCCCUUCGAUGUGUUGAAGACGCGAAUCAUGGCUAAAGACGAACGCCUCGGCAUGUGGAAUACCAUCAAGGCAGUGCACAAGCUGGAGGGACCAGCAUGGAUGUUCCGUGGA
Aureobasidium uvarum is the source of this 796-nucleotide messenger RNA. The record is from the annotation of a GenBank genome assembly. NCBI's taxonomy places the organism in Eukaryota, Fungi, Ascomycota, Dothideomycetes, Dothideales, Saccotheciaceae.